AUGGGAACUCUGAGUAAAUACUUCUACGAAGCUACGCGUGACAAAACCUGUCGCGAUAUGCUCCAUCCGGGGUGCACCUGCUAUGAAGCGGGAAAAAUCUACAUCCGCCAGGGCGUUCUCGGAGCGAUGAAACACUACCUACCCGGAGCGGCGACGGCCCUCCUGUUCCGGAUGAACCACUGGGACGAUCCCGAAGUGUGGAGGAGUUGCGUGGUGCAAUAUGUGCGAUGUAUCGUGGCAGGACUACCGAUGACAGUCGGGAGCUUCCAUUUCUUCUGCGGUUUCUACAAUCUUUUGGGUCGUUUCUCGGCAACAUUCUUCGUGUUCCUUCCGUCGCUGCUAGGUGCUUGCACCUGUAUGUUCCUUCCCCGUUCAAUCGUUCGGGCUCAGGGAAUUGGACUGUUCAACAUGUACAUCGAGUUCCUUAUCAAACGAUCCCGGGGACGAACGAUGGAAAUGCUCCGAACGUCGAGGCUUGCCGGGACACUUCUGUUCAGCGCUUUCAGUGCUGCCAUGAUGCCCGCUCUACAAUAUCUACAGAUCGAUCGAUUCUGGUUCGCCAAUGUGUACAAAACUAGUCCGUCACCCCAAAACCCCUCGAAGACUCAUUGCACACAUCACAAAGGCAAAUCCUGUUUGCAGCACAUCACCCUCCAAAUCAAACGAUCCUUCUACUUCGGCCUGGCUAUAUUCCUAAUCAAAAACAUCGUACCGCGAUUGUUGUUGCCAUUCAAACAGCCCACCAAAUUCCUCCGACUCAUGGUGUCUCGCUUUGACUACGGUCUGAUCGGCUUCUUCGUUGGUUACAAGGCACUCUACGAGAUCUGCAAUUGCAUGCUCAUUCGGAACAACAUCACCACGAAUCCACUUGUUCGAGCGUCGAUCGCUGGCUUCGCCAGCGGUGCUGCUUACUGCCUUUACCCAAACUAUAUGCUGUUCACCUACCCGAUCACCGAACUGAUCGAAGUGUACUGGCUGGUGUACAUGAGAUCGAACCUACCGAAACCCGGUUUGGCGAGGGUUGUGGAUCGUUUGCCGACCGCACUGCUGGCGUACGCCUUCAGUUUGGGUAUGAUGUACCACCUGCGGGUUGUCUAUCCGUACUAUACCAACCGGUACUGCCACAAGCUGAUGGACAACGGGACGAGCGGUCGGUCGGAGACGUUGGCCCGAGGAUAUGCGGAAAUUAUGAUGGGGUAUCGGAGCUAG
Toxorhynchites rutilus septentrionalis is the source of this 1209-nucleotide messenger RNA. RefSeq lists its product as uncharacterized. The transcript is spliced from 4 exons. The coding region runs from base 1 to 1209 and encodes 402 amino acids. The record is from RefSeq and is a predicted model, not a curated record. Lineage: Eukaryota; Metazoa; Arthropoda; Insecta; Diptera; Culicidae.